GCAAUAUCACCCAGAAGUGGUAGGCGGCGGUGACCCGUCCGUAUAUAUACCGAUAUAGCAUUGAUAGACCAACAUUGUCUAGUGCCUUCACCGACAAAUACACAAACAUGAAGUCAAUCGUAUUUUUAGGACUGUUAGCGGUAGCUUGCGCUGCUCCUCAAGCACCGGCAGAGCCCAUUCCGAUCUUACGCCAGGAGUCUCAGGUUAAUCCUGACGGUUCAUACCAGUAUUCGUAUGAGACUGGAAAUGGCAUCAACGCUGAAGAACAAGGAUCGCUGAAGAACGUUGGCGCCGAGGAACCCGCUCUUCAAGUACAAGGCCAGUUCCAGUAUCCUAGUGAAGAGGGUGGCAACAUCCAGCUGACGUAUGUGGCUAACGAGAACGGCUUCCAGCCCCAGGGCGCACACCUCCCGACCCCUCCUCCAAUCCCCGCUGCCAUCCAGCGCGCCCUUGACUACCUCGCCACUGCUCCCCCCCAACCCCAAGUGCUUGCUCUUUGCGUGGCAGCGACGAACGCGGCCGUGGCACGGCCGUGGCAGCAGGCGGGCCAGGUUGCGCAGGUGGCGGCUAAAGUGGCAGCCGCACCAGCCGUGGCUGCCGUCACUGCUGCCAAGGUUGUCGCCUCGGCUGCUGGCGACGUUGGUGCUACCAUCUUGAAGUCUGAGAGUGACGUCCAACCUGACCGAUUUGGUUAUACUUUUGAGACAGAUAACGGUAUAUCGGCAUCAGCUUCCGGCGCUUUGAAGACAGUAGACAAUAUUGACACCCUUGCCUUUACAGGUUCAUACCGAUACGUAGCUCCCGAUGGUACCAACGUUCAAUUCCAAUACGUCGCCGAUGAGAACGGAUACCAGCCAAUCAGUGAUCUCUUACCUACCCCCCCACCGGUGCCAGAAGCCAUCCAACGUGCCCUAGAGUACAUUGCUGCUCAUCCACCACCACCAGAAAGGUCAUAGAUGAGAAGAGCCUUUAGGAUAGUUUUAGAAUGAAGUGGACCUUGGCCAAAGAUUUUCCGGACUCGAUCUAGCAACAAGAAGUUAUAUGUAAUUUUUAUUGUUACAAACCAGCAUUAUUGUUUAACUGUAAAUAAAUGUUAGAGUUGAA
This is a messenger RNA of Plodia interpunctella (Indianmeal moth), 1104 nucleotides long. RefSeq lists its product as uncharacterized. Lineage: Eukaryota; Metazoa; Arthropoda; Insecta; Lepidoptera; Pyralidae. Bases 108 to 956 code for a protein of 282 amino acids. The transcript is spliced from 6 exons. The record is from RefSeq and is a predicted model, not a curated record. Gene Ontology annotation, molecular function: structural constituent of chitin-based larval cuticle. Gene Ontology annotation, cellular component: chitin-based extracellular matrix.